This is a messenger RNA of Paramecium octaurelia, 5167 nucleotides long. The record is from the annotation of a GenBank genome assembly. NCBI's taxonomy places the organism in Eukaryota, Ciliophora, Oligohymenophorea, Peniculida, Parameciidae.
AUGCCACCUAAAAAGGAUGAAGUUGACUUGAAUGCAUUACCACCACUCAAGCAUCUUUGUGUGGGAAUUCGAAUUGAAGCGGGAAAGGCUCGAGCUGCCAAGUUAGUGAGCUUACUCAAGGAAACCAAAUCAUUUCAGAAGAAUAUAACUAGAGAGGAGAUCAUCAACUUUUGCAAAGAGAAGUAGUUGUAUGUUGAUCCUGCCACUUUAACUGAUAAGCAAAAGAAAGUACACUUCUUAUUUUGAUAGUAGGAUUCUAAAUUCAUGGCAGAAGUAGCCACAGAACUUACAUCCGAAGUUAUGAAUAAGGGAUUUUAGAUGUUCAUUUAAGAUUAAGUCUUGUCCAUAAGGAAAGCCAAGUAUUAAGCAGCUCAAGCAUUGGCAGCAGAGAAAGCUGCUCCACCAAAGAAAGACGACAAGAAGGAUGCCAAGAAGGGAGCCAAAGAAGCAGCGGCAGUUGCACCAAUUCCUGAACCUGAAAAAGCUAUACCUGAGAAGGAAUACACUAAGAAUUUUGACAUCGUUUUUCUAGUGCAAGGCUUCCCUCAAGUACCACAAGAAUAGAUUGAAUUGAUCAUGCAUGUCAAGGAGAAAGUAAUUAAUUGGGGUGGAGUUGAUAUGAAUCUCUUGGAACAAGGAGAGGAUUUCCAAGAAGAAUUGGAGAAGCGAAUGGAAGAAUUCGUACAACCAGUUACAAUUAAGAGAUCCUAUUCAGAAGAGUCUCUACAUUACACUGCGGCAGAAAGGGCAGUCAUUGAAGAAAUCAAAAAACAAAGAAAUGGUUCCCAAAAGACAGAUCCACUUAGAUAACUUACAAUUAAGGAAUUGAUCUUGGAAAUGGAUUUGGAAGUGGAGGAAGAAACACUCAAAUAAUUCCAUGAAUAAUUGAUUGAGGAGAUCUGCCAAUUUAGUGUCGAUCAAUAGCAAUUCAAUGAAUGGAUUGUGAAUAAGAAACCAAUUCCUUUGAUUACCAAGGAAGCGCCCAAAGAUCCAUUCGAUUUAGAAGUUGAGCGUAUUAAGCAUGAGGCUCAUUAAGCAGAGGAGCAACAGAAGGCUGCAGAAGAGGCAGCUGCUGCAGAGAAGAACAAAAAGGGAGCCAAGAAGGAGGCUAAGAAAACUGAUGCUGAAUUAGAGGCUGAGAGACUUGCUGAGAUAGAGAAGAACAAAUAAAAUGAAUUGAGAAAACUAUAAAUUGAAGAGGCUUUGGAAUAACAAUAGAAAAUGAAAGCCAAAUUACAUUUAUAAUAUUAUAAGCGAUAAUUAUCUGAUGUGCAAUUGUCAAAAGUAGGACCUUGCAUCCUAUUAGAAUGUUUAUUAGAUUAGUUAUCUGCUGAGGCUGCUUAUAUUUAAAGUUCUAAAGUGCCACCAUGUUUGGAGGACUAAGAGGAUGCUGAAUAAGUGAAUAGACUGUUGGCAAAUCAAAGGAAGGAGUAAUAAUAAGUAGAGAAUGCCAAAUAAUUGAUAUUAGAUGAAUGUGAUUGGAUUGAAGUAAGAGGACAUUUUGGUUAAUUGCAUGAUUAAUAAUUUAUUGUCGAGAGAGAACAUAAGAUCUUUGACAAUUUAUGUUUCCCAGGCAUUGAUAGACAAGGCAUGCCUGAAAUUGCAGAGAAAUCAGAGAAACUACGUAAGGCUAAUAAGGCUAAGUUGCAUCCAUUUAUUAAUGUAGAUGUAAGUGAAUUUGAAAGAAGACAACUCCUUUUGUCUUUUGAAGAAUUACUCAAAGAAAAUGAACCCGAGUAAGACUGGUAUUUGGGUGAUCGUGUCUAUUUAGAGAGACAUAAUAAAAACACUCUGAAAUAACAAUUUUAUGAAGCAUUAUUACAUGAUCCUCAAGUAGUUCUAAAAUAUUUACCUGAUGAUGAUGCUCUUAUGGUUUGUUGUUAUUAUAAGAAUCCUCCUGGUAGAACACUAAGAAAGAAGUGGUCAGCUGAAUGGAGAGUUCUACCUAAUUUGGAAUACUUUAUCCAAGUUCGUAAUUUUAAUAGUGAAUACUAUUAUGAUAUCGAUUACUAAUAAAUUGGGGCUAUUACUGAGAGAUCAAAAAUCAUGUAUCCCACUGAUAAUUCAUUAAUAAUUGCCACCAAAUUUACUGUAGGAGAGGUAGAACGAAUAAGAUACAGAGUUAUUAAAGAGAAUGUGGUUUUUGGAAUACAAGGAGGCUUUUAUGCCUAAUUCAGAGAUUUGAGAAUGAGUGCCUAAGAUCAGAUAAUGAAUUUGACAUUUAAGAAUGGCCUUUGCUUAAGGUUUACUCAGAAGGGAGAAGUAGUUUAAUAAUAUCUAUAUCAAAAACCAUAAGAAUAGACUCAGACAUUGCUAAAUUUAUAUGACAAUGCUGAAAUCAACCACGAAUUAGAAAUUAAAAGAGUGAUUACAGGAUAAGGAACAGUAAUAGUGUAUAAGAAAGAUGGAUCAAUCAUAGUGUUAUAUGCCAAUGGUAAUGUCUCUAUGUACAAAAAUGACAUGUGGAUAACGACUAAUAAUAAGGGAGUUAGAAAAUCAUAGAAGGGAAUAGAAAAGAUCCCAUGUGCAACCAAAAAUGAUCCUGAGAGUGGUGCCAAAGUGUAUAUUCGAGAUGAUCAAACUCUCAUCAUUUAUUACAAGGAUGGAUCUCAGUAUACUCAACAUUACGAUGGAACCAUAAUGCUAAUAAAAGGAGAUAAGGUUAUUGUAGAACAUCCUAAUUUUGCUAGCGUUGUGGUCACAAUUGAUAAGGUCAAAUAGAGAACUGGAACUAUCAUUGGAAUGGGUAGUGCUUAUGCAAAUGUGGGUUUCGACAAUAUCUUCGAAAGAAGUAACGACGGUAGAGUUGUGGAAACCUUUUACCAAGGGUGCAAGGUGAUCUCUUAUAUCGAGAAAUAAGAACUACCAGAGUACAAGUAGUACAAGACUAAUCGAAUUCAUUUGAUGUACACUCAUGAUGGGAGUGUUGCUAAGGUAGUUGAUGAUGGGGAAAUUGUCAUAGUCACUGCUGAAGAGAGGGUCAGACUCAAUAAUAAAGGAGAGAAGAAGCAAUUGGGACAAGACAUCGACUAUUGGUUGUAAUUGUUUUCAGUUUCCGAUGAACGUAAAGCUGGAGUUUAUACAAUUGAUUUGACUAGAAAAUGCAUCUUUACAAAAGACGAGGAAUCCAAUUAUUUCUAAAUUGAUGAGGAUGGAAAUGUUACAUCUAAGAUUUCAGUCUCCUUAAAUCAAGAACCCUCCACUCCUGAUUACAUUCCGGAUGGCCUAUUUGUAGAUGAAGAAAACAAAGUACUUCCACCGCCAAAGUCAUGGGUUCCUCCCAGGUUAUUUUUAGUUAAAAAUGAUAAUACAGGUGUUGAAUUAUUCAAUCAAACUCAAUUACAGGAUUACUUCAGACUUAAGUCAGAAAACCCAUUCUGCACUAAAUUAAUUGAUGAAUUACCAAACAAUGUUAAGUCUAUUUCAUUCAUCACUGAGUUGAAGAAUUAGACCAAAAAGUUCAUUGAAGUCAAAAUACCAUAAACACUAGAUAUUGUACCCAAAACAGUUCAAAAAACUACGAUUAUUCCUCAUAAAGUCUUUACUUAUCGCAAUUUCUUGGAGUAUCUUCCAUUUGAUAAAGAUCAAAGAGCUCUUCAUGAGUAAUCAUUGCAAAAGUAUGAAGUCUGGCAAAAGGCUAUGUAGAAAGCUUAGAAUGAAUUUGGAGUAAUACAAAAAUCAGAAGAUGAAAGAGAUGCUGAGUUUAUUAUUUAAAUGAAGAUCCUGGAAAGCAGAAGAACAGAUUAUUCGUAUGAAUCCUACGAUUAAGCCAAAAGCAAGAUCACCUUGCCUGAUACAGCAUCCAAUAUAAUUGAACCCCUCGAAUAAACCCUGGUUAGAACAGCCAAAGUACAAUAAGUUGUCUAAUAAGCCUUUGUUGAUGUUCAUAGGAAAGUGCAAACUAUUUAGAUCUAAAAGUCUAUGAAACCAUCCACUGAAGCCAAAGGGUUUGUCUAAAAUUACUUCGAUACAAAGGAAGGACAUGAAUACUUGAAAACAGCUCCUGAAGAUCCUCCAAUCAAAAAACCAAGAGAGCGUAUAGUCUAACCUAAAGAAGAACAUAAACAUUAAAAUUAACAGCAAUAGAAUUAACAAGAAACUUAAAAGACUAUGCCAGAUGGAAUCAUUCCUUUAGAAUAGCCUUACUUGCCUUCCCCACAAUAUAACGAUACAAAUAAUCUUACAAAAGUGAUUAUUAAGCCUUCAGUUUUCACUCAAGCAGAAAUUGACGACGAGGUUAAAUAGAGGAAACAACUCGAUGAGUCGCUUAGAUAUAGAUAAGUAAAGAAGAAGGAUUAUGAUGUCUAUGGAAAAGAGAGAAAGGACUUAAAGUUGGUGCCAUGUCUUCUUAAGACAAAUCCAAAAUCUGAAUUGAAUCAGAAGUACAUUCUAACAGACGCUUCAACAGACAAUAGAAUUAAGAUUAGUUCAAUGGCAACUCGAGUUUAUUAAUAGGCUGUUCCCAUCAGUCAAAUUAGAAAUGAAGGCAUGCAUCAAACCAUCAUAAGGACCUUGGACAAAAAGAAUAAUUUGGAUGAUCUAAUUGAUAAAAAGAAUCUCAUGGUCACGAGUGACAUCAAUGAUAGAUUGAAGAAGGAUCUAUUGAUUUAUCCUGUAAAUGUUCAGUUUGGGGAACUUAAACAAGGAGGAUAAUAUGAAGUCAAAAUCUCAGUCAAGAAUGAGGAUAUCAUGGCUUAACGUAUAGUUUUAAAGUAACCAUUGAAUACCAAUAUCAAAGGAGUGAUGAAGUAGAUGGGCUCGGUAAUUUAAUAUAUUUAUUCUCUAGAUAUCCCUCGGUUUAGUCAGAGAGGUAUUUGUUCACAUCAAUGCAGAAAGAGUUGGCUAAUUCUCUGAUGAACUCUAAAUCAUGUCGAAACAUUCCAUCUAUACAAUACCAAUCACUGGCAAUGUACUUGAGUCGAGCAUGUUUGAUAAAGUCAACUCGGAAUAGAUCAAACUCACCAAUAAACCUCUCUUAAGGAAGUAUGUUAAAGACUUGAAAGCUGUAUGAUAUUUUAGUUAUAAUAUUCAGUCCAAACAACAGGACAUAAUUGGAGAUAGCCAGGAUUCCGACCUGCUGCCGAAGAUAAACUAUGACAAGAAUGUCAAGAUCGAUGCUUUUUAAAAUCAGAAGAAGGAGGAGUAAUCAUAUGAGGAGGAGAAUUGA